AUGACGGACUGGAGCAAACUCAAGGUCACAGACCUCAAAGAUGAAUGUAAAGCGCGCGGAAUCCCUCUUACGGGUCUCAAGUUGAAGCAACACUAUGUCGACAAACUUACAGAGUAUGAGGCAGAGAAUAGUAACAACGACAAUGAUGACUCAAAGGUGGAUGAAACUGCGGAUGGGGAAGAAAAGCAUGAGGAACCUAGCAACAUCGAGAGCACGAAGCCUGGAGACACAGAGCCCCAAACGGUUGCCGCAUCCUCAGCCGACACUGCUCUAACUGCAUCUUCAGCAACUCUAGAGGCUGAAAAGCCGCAAGAGUUGCAAAAGGAAGACGCGCAAGCCGAAGAUGUCGAGGAGAAGAGGCCGAAGAGUGAAUCAGAGGAGCAACAGUCGACUGAGGCUGCAGCUGCAAAGGAUGCUCUGCCAGUUCCAGAUGGCCAAGAUACAAACCAGCCCAACGGCGCAGACAGAGACGAGAUCAUGCAAGACCUACAGGAGAACGCACGCCCCGAUAAUACGGCAGACGAGCCUCCUGCGAAAGAGUCUGCUAUUAUUGCUGAACAGGCCGACCAGACUGAGGACUCUACAGUACAACCCAACGUGGCACAAUCUGGCCAAGAGUCACCUGAGCCGGCCCCCUCCAACGAAUUGACAGAAGACGAGCGAAGACGACGGAAACGAAGUGCGACGCCUGUUCCAUCAUCUGAAGAAGUUGCGCGCAAGAAGGCCCGGUUGAGCACGAAUGAGGAGGACUUGACUGCUGAGCAAGUCUCUGCAUUGCAGGAAAUGAAGAAAGAGACCGAGGUUGCCCAAGAGACCCGUGGAGAAACGGCAAACGGGGCGCCAGCAGAGGUUAUUGUUGAGCAGGCUGGCGAUGAUAUGACUGUGAUCCCUGAACAGGCUCAGCAGCUGCUGAAAAACAAUCAUGAGGCAAUUGAAGCCUCGCCCAGAAAACAUUCUGUCUCGUCUCACAGAUCCAGAAGUGCCUCGGAAGAGAGAGAUAUUCCGCCUGCCAUCCACCCUGCAACAUCAAGCCUAUACAUCCGGAACUUCAAGCGACCACUCCACAUCCCUUCAUUGCGCAGCCACAUCGCCUCCAUAGCAAAGUCACGAUCCUCCGCCGAUGACUCCGACCCAGUCACUCUGUUCUAUCUAGAUAGCAUUCGCACCCAUGCCUUUGUAUCCUUCACCUCUGUCGCGGCUGCCGCCCGGGUUCGGUCUGCCAUGCAUGACACCCGGUAUCCCGACGAAGCCAUGCGCGAGCCGCUUUUCGUCGACUUUGUUCCCGACGACAAAGUCCAAUCCUGGAUCGAUCAAGAGACCGGUGGCGGGUUUGGCGGACGAGGAGGUGGCGGACGUCGGUUCGAGGUUGUGUACGAAGAAGGCGACGAUGGAAACGAAGCAAUCUUCCAGGAAGUCAACUCCAGCCGACCUCAACCUCCGCUACAGCCCAGCCGCAGCUCUCGCCUGUCCAGAGACAUACCCAGGUCAGGGUCAGACUCGCUCCCCGCAGGAGUCCAUCCCGACCGCGCGGCAUUUGUUCCUCUCGUGGAUGAACGUUAUCGAGGUCGGGACCGAGACCGAGACCAAGACCGGCCAGUCCGCCAGCCACCAACCGGACCCAAGAACCCGGAUCUCAAUGGACAAGGCUUCAAGGCCCUAGACGAGCUGUUCCAGUACACGACCACAAAGCCGAAACUAUACUACAAGCCCGUGCCUGAAUCUGUUGCCACCGAAAGGCUCGAUAUGUUCCGCGAUCUCCGGGUGGGAUAUGCCCACAUGGGCCGCAGUGGCGACGAAGGCAUGAAACGAUACACGUUUGAACUGUACAAGGGCAGAGAGGAGUGGGUUGACAAGGGCCCCGAGUUCGGAUUCGGCAAAAGAGGACAGGAGCGUCUGGCUGGAAACCGACCCAGAGGCGGAGGUGGUGGGUAUCGAGGCCGAGGAGGUGAUUCGUGGCGUGGAAGCGUGGCAAGAUGA
Molecule: messenger RNA, 1977 nt
Organism: Exophiala dermatitidis NIH/UT8656
Lineage: Eukaryota; Fungi; Ascomycota; Eurotiomycetes; Chaetothyriales; Herpotrichiellaceae
Exons: 1
Coding region: 1-1977 (658 amino acids)
Molecular function (GO): nucleic acid binding
Source: RefSeq, a predicted model, not a curated record